UGUAGGGAUGGAGUAGAUUAGAUGCUGCCGCAGCUGUUUUGUUGCAGAUACUUUGGGUGCGUUCGCCGUGCUCUCAGCUCUCGUUCGUAUAAAAUCCUUUAUUUUUAAAGUUUCGUCAAAUUUUUAAACUAAAAAUGAGAGAAAUCGUUCACGUUCAGGCUGGACAAUGCGGAAACCAGAUUGGUGCUAAGUUUUGGGAAGUAAUAUCGGAUGAGCAUGGAAUCGAUCCUACUGGCUCAUACCACGGAGAUUCAGACCUCCAAUUGGAGAGAAUCAACGUCUACUACAAUGAAGCCUCAGGAGGCAAAUAUGUUCCCAGAGCCAUUCUUCUCGAUUUGGAACCUGGAACAAUGGACUCUGUACGAUCGGGUCCUUUCGGACAACUGUUCAGGCCGGACAACUUUAUCUUUGGACAGAGUGGAGCGGGAAAUAACUGGGCUAAAGGUCACUACACGGAAGGUGCAGAGUUAGUGGACACUGUCUUAGAUGUUGUCAGAAAAGAAGCCGAGAGCUGUGAUUGUCUACAAGGGUUCCAACUGGCACACUCCCUGGGAGGAGGUACCGGCUCCGGAAUGGGAACACUCCUCAUUUCCAAAAUUAGAGAAGAAUACCCUGACAGAAUAAUGAAUACCUUCAGUGUCAUGCCAUCUCCAAAAGUAUCCGACACAGUAGUAGAACCUUACAACGCCACUCUGUCUGUGCACCAACUGGUUGAGAAUACGGACGAGACUUACUGCAUCGACAACGAGGCUCUUUACGACAUUUGCUUCAGGACACUCAAGCUCACGACCCCCACCUACGGGGAUCUCAACCACCUUGUCUCUGUCACCAUGUCCGGCGUCACUACAUGUCUCAGGUUUCCUGGUCAAUUGAACGCUGAUCUCCGGAAACUUGCCGUCAACAUGGUUCCCUUUCCUCGACUUCACUUUUUCAUGCCCGGGUUCGCUCCCCUCACCUCUCGUGGCAGCCAGCAGUACCGAGCCCUGACGGUACCCGAAUUGACCCAGCAGAUGUUCGACGCCAAGAACAUGAUGGCAGCCUGCGACCCACGACAUGGGCGCUACCUGACUGUCGCGACCAUCUUCCGAGGCCGAAUGAGCAUGAAGGAAGUGGACGAACAGAUGCUCAACGUUCAGAACAAAAACAGCAGCUAUUUCGUCGAAUGGAUUCCGAACAAUGUAAAAACUGCUGUCUGUGACAUUCCACCCAGGGGUCUCAAGAUGUCCGCCACUUUCAUCGGAAACAGCACUGCAAUCCAAGAACUCUUCAAGAGGAUAUCCGAACAAUUCACAGCCAUGUUCAGACGAAAAGCUUUCUUGCAUUGGUACACAGGCGAAGGAAUGGACGAAAUGGAAUUCACGGAAGCCGAGUCUAACAUGAAUGAUCUUGUGUCUGAAUAUCAACAAUAUCAAGAAGCCACAGCUGAUGACGAAGGAGACUUCGAAGACGAGGAACAAGCUGUCGGAGAAAACGAAUAAACUGAAUUUAAAAUAAAAAGAAAAGAAAACAAUUUAUAGGAUCGAGAAAAAGCUAAACCAUUUUUUAAUAAAUAUCGUUUUCCCCCAAUUAGAAAGGCUUCUCAGCCCUCGCUUGUAUGAUCUGAACUUUUUCAACACAAAAAGAAUUAAACAUUCCAGUCAGUCUCCGCCUUUGAAUUCCUUAAAGUUAGAUAGCAUUUUUUUUAUUUAUUUAAUGACAUUUCUAUUUUCAGCGGCAUUCCACCAACGGAUAGGCUUGCAGUUUAUCAUUUUAUGGAAUGCAAUUUUAAUUUCGAACGUUUAUUCAAGCAAUUUUUCGUGCAAACGAAAGCCAGUGUUGAACAAACUAUUCCUAUAUAAAGAAUUAUACUCUUUGCAUCAGCGUUGAAUUUAAGCGAAUGUUUGUAAUUUCUGUCCUUUUUCAAUAAACGAUGUUGAAAACUC
This is a messenger RNA of Parasteatoda tepidariorum (common house spider), 1922 nucleotides long. RefSeq names its product tubulin beta-2 chain. Gene Ontology annotation, molecular function: GTP binding; structural constituent of cytoskeleton; GTPase activity. The record is from RefSeq and is a predicted model, not a curated record. Lineage: Eukaryota; Metazoa; Arthropoda; Arachnida; Araneae; Theridiidae. Gene Ontology annotation, biological process: microtubule-based process. Gene Ontology annotation, cellular component: microtubule.